Messenger RNA from Racocetra persica, 683 nucleotides. The record is from the annotation of a GenBank genome assembly. Lineage: Eukaryota; Fungi; Glomeromycota; Glomeromycetes; Diversisporales; Gigasporaceae.
AUGAUGCUUUCUCAACUGUCCAUGAUAUCAACUCUUCUUUUGGUUGUGGUCACGACCGUUGCUAUAGGAUCACCGGUGAAGACUAUCGAUAGUAUAGAACUUGAAUCUAUCGAGAGUAUCAAAUUUCAAAUGAAGCCUGGUAAUCAGACUUUGAAUCGACGUUACGUAGUUGGAGUUCCGGGUGUUCCUCAAUGUCCGGAUAACCGAUUCCCCAAUUUGAUGUAUUCCUUCUGCUUUACCGAAGAUAAGAUUCGGUCCGUGUGCGAGUCCGCUGAUUUCCCAGGGACCAUCGCGACGAACGACGUUGAUUGCCCCGAGGAAACUACCUGCGUGGAUCUUAUAGCCAAUGAUCAAUCCCCCUACGCAUAUUGCGUCCAUAACGAUAACAUCAGGCGUUGGAGCAACGGUCACAAUGAUGGCAUCGUCUGCACCGACGAAUUUCUAAUUAGUAAUGCCAAUGGGUUCGUAACGAUGGGGGUCACCGUAUAUGAUGUUAACCGCAAUACAAUUCAGGUUAACGAAAUGUACUAUUACGAAGGAGAAUCGUCUCAGACCAGGUAUACUACCCACAACAUAUCCCUGAUUAUAGAUUACCACGAGGGUGAAACUUUAAAGGCGUGCAUGGAAACCGGUACAGAUAACACAGUGUGGGGUGUGACUGGCGGACUUAUCGGGAGUCUUUA